ACGGUGAAAUGGCGGAGACCACAGACAGAAUGGAGGUCACCCAGGGAGAGAGCUCGGAGAAGCCUGCUGCUGAAGACAUGACAUCCAAGGACUAUUACUUCGAUUCUUAUGCUCACUUCGGGAUCCAUGAGGAGAUGCUUAAGGAUGAAGUACGUACCCUCACAUACAGAAACUCCAUGUUCCACAACAAGCAUCUGUUCAAGGAUAAGAUAGUGCUGGAUGUGGGAAGCGGGACGGGGAUCCUGUGCAUGUUUGCUGCCAAGGCCGGUGCCAAGAAAGUCAUCGGAAUUGAGUGCAGCAGCAUAUCAGACUACGCUGUUAAGAUCGUCAAGGCCAACAAGCUUGAUCACAUUGUGACCAUUAUUAAAGGAAAGGUGGAGGAGGUGGAUCUUCCAGUGGAUCAUGUCGACAUCAUUAUCUCUGAGUGGAUGGGCUACUGUCUCUUCUACGAAUCUAUGCUCAAUACGGUCAUUUAUGCCAGGGACAAGUGGCUGAAACCUGACGGGCUCAUCUUCCCUGACCGAGCGACUCUGUACGUUACAGCUAUCGAGGAUCGUCAGUACAAGGAUUACAAAAUCCACUGGUGGGAGAACGUGUACGGCUUUGACAUGUCCUGCAUUAAGGAGGUGGCUAUUAAGGAACCACUGGUGGAUGUUGUAGACCCUAAGCAGCUUGUCUCCAGUUCCUGCCUCAUUAAGGAGGUGGACAUUUACACGGUGAAGAUCGAGGACCUGUCCUUCACCUCGCCCUUCUGCCUGCAGGUGAAGAGGAACGAUUACAUUCAUGCUCUGGUGACCUAUUUUAACAUCGAGUUUACACGCUGCCACAAGCGGACCGGCUUCUCUACCAGCCCAGAGUCUCCGUACACCCACUGGAAGCAGACCGUGUUUUAUCUCGACGACUACCUGACCGUAAAGACGGGAGAGGAGAUCUUUGGCACCAUCAGCAUGAAACCCAACGUCAAGAACAAUAGAGACCUGGACUUCAUCGUAGACAUCGACUUCAAGGGUCAACUGUGUGAGAUGUCCAAGACGUCGGAGUACAGGAUGCGCUAGAUCUCAACCAUUAGUGUGUGUGUGUGUGUCUGGGGCGACUUCUGAGAGAGAUCAGUGCAUGUUUAGUGUGUGACCAUCAAUUUUAGAACUCCUGGGUUAACGGAGUUGACAUUUCGGCUUUUAUACGGACACAAGUUUGUAUACAAUGAUACGCCAGAGCUUGGAGACCGGGUGUGGCAUUUUAUUGUGCACUCAUCUAACGUUUAUCUUGUUUUUGUUUUUUUAAGCUGUAUUGGAAUUAGUUGUUUAGUUUUUGCCUAACAGGAAACACCUGCUGAUCUGCACUGGUUCUCUCUCGCCUGUACAUAGUGUUCGUGUUCAGCCACAUUCACCUGUUGUGCAGUCAUGAAUCCUGUCGAGGCCACACGUCUGUCCCGUUUUAAUAACCUUUAGUUUCGAGAAAGUAAGAAGAGCCUCCUGUGACUGCUUUGUUGCCCCCAUUUAUCAGCACGUGUCUGUUUAUGGGCGAACACAAGUCUGUCAUUGGUGUAUUAUUGAGAUUCCAUUUAAUAGUCCGUCAUCAUGUGUGUCCAGUCUUGUAAUGAUUUCAGACUGCAGUCCGAGUCUGGCCGGGUGAUUGGCAGAAUAGACCCGCUUUACCGUUCAUGUUGUGUAAUGUACUGGAGUGGUUUGAUUGGUUUUGGCAGAAGACUGAGCUGUUAACAGUUCUGAUCUGUUGUCUGACGCUCCAGUCAGAACGUUGAUCAGAACCUUUGAAUUGUGGGAUGACCUGCAGUCAUUUCAUUGAAUUUGGCUCCUUUUGCAAAAUCAGAAUCAGCUGUUUGUGCCGUCAGCACUUAAGCUUUGUCAGUAGUUUGUGCAGAGUCCUCAGAGUUCGACACUGACCCGUCAUGUGAAGUUGCUCAUUUUUUCCAUCUUAAGUUUAAUGCACAAAACUCAGUGUUAAAUGUUUGCUAAGUUUAUCUCUGUCCAGGAUUGAGCUUAGCAUCUGUAACACCUGUCUUUUGUUACGAUCUGUAGAAUAACGGGAAUUCCUGAUGUCUUGAGGUUAACGGUUUGUGUUCAUCACUGGUCUGGGCUACAACUGACUAGAAUUGUCCAUUAGUAUGUGUUCAAGUUUUCUGCUUUUUAUAAUAAAACAAUAAAAUUUGGAGAACUAUC
Trichomycterus rosablanca is the source of this 2177-nucleotide messenger RNA. RefSeq names its product protein arginine methyltransferase 1 (gene prmt1). The coding region runs from base 9 to 1055 and encodes 348 amino acids. Gene Ontology annotation, cellular component: nucleus. The transcript is spliced from 10 exons. The record is from RefSeq and is a predicted model, not a curated record. Gene Ontology annotation, biological process: peptidyl-arginine methylation. Gene Ontology annotation, molecular function: protein-arginine N-methyltransferase activity. Lineage: Eukaryota; Metazoa; Chordata; Actinopteri; Siluriformes; Trichomycteridae.